Topomyia yanbarensis is the source of this 489-nucleotide messenger RNA. RefSeq lists its product as uncharacterized. The record is from RefSeq and is a predicted model, not a curated record. Gene Ontology annotation, molecular function: protein binding. Bases 59 to 376 code for a protein of 105 amino acids. The transcript has a single exon. Lineage: Eukaryota; Metazoa; Arthropoda; Insecta; Diptera; Culicidae.
ACUUCCCCAAAAACUCCGAGCUCGUUGUUGCUUUCGAAGCAGAAAACAUCAAUCAGUGAUGCCGUCAAUCGCUCUAACGCUAUUGCUUGUUACCUCAGCCGCAGUAGUAGGCCAGGCCCGGGGCGCUGUCGACGAAUGGUCCAAAAUGAAGGAUGUCGAAUCGCGGAUGGACUUUGUGUACGAUACUCUGGCCGAGCUGAUCCACGAGAAAGUGGCUACCAUUAAGGAAUCGAUCUGUAUCGUUCCGAUCGUUGAUCGGCCGGUUUGCGGUAACGAUGGGCGCACCUACACCAACCGGCAGCUGCUGCAGUGUACGGCGCAGGCUGACGGAACCGGUACGUCGAAGUUGCAGAUGACGAAGGAGGAGAAGUGUUAAGGAUAGCCGUGUUUUUAGCAUUUUUCAUGCGAAAAUCGGAAUGAAUUUUGUGUUAGGUUAUUGCAAUUAAAAGUGUGGAUGUGUUUUUCUUUGAAAGGGAUUUAAUAAUUACG